AUGUGGUCCCUGCUGGGGCGAAGCCUGGCGUCGCCGGAUCCGGGUACAGUUCUGUCUGCAAAUACAGAAGCCCAGUGUGGAAGUGUCUCAGAAGAUAAUACCCAUCUGUCAACAACCUGCCAAGGAUAUGUUUUACCAGAAGGAAAAAUCAUGCCAAAUACUGUCUUUGUUGGUGGAAUUGAUAUAAGGAUGAAUGAAGCAGAAAUUCGGAGUUACUUUGAACAGUAUGGUACUGUGAAGGAAGUGAAAAUAAUCACUGACAGAACUGGUGUUUCCAAAGGGUAUGGAUUUGUUUCAUUCCUGGACACUGUGGAUGUUCAAAAAAUAGUAGAAUCACAGAUCAGUGUCCAUGGUAAAAGGCUGAAACUGGGACCAGCAAUUAGAAAACAACAAAACUUGUGUUCUUAUGUGCAGCCUAGACCAUUAGCUUUCAAUCCUCCUGCACCACAAUUCCAUAGUGUAUGGAGUAACCAAAAUACAGAGACCUACGUGCAGCCUCAAGCUGUGGUGAGCCCGCUAACUCAGUAUGUACAGACGUAUGCAUACAGUUCACCAGCUUUAUUGAUACAGCAGCAAGUUCCUGUAGGAUAUCAGCCAGCAUACAACUAUCAGGCUCCACCACAAUGGAUUCCUGGGGAGCAAAGAAACUAUGUUAUGCCUCCGGUUUAUACUUCGGUAAACUAUCACUACAGUGAGGAUCCAGAGUUUAUACAGACGGAAUGUGCUGCUCCAGAGCCCACACAGUUGUCUGGUAAUAGUCCACAAAAAAAGUCUGUGGACAGGAGCAUACAAACAGUAGUAUCUUGUCUGUUUAAUCCUGAAAACCGCCUGAGGAACAGCUUUGUAUCACAAGAAGACUACUUCAGGGAGAGGAGGGCGCAUCACUUCAGAAAAGGAAGAGCAGUGCUCAAAAGUGUUUGA
Molecule: messenger RNA, 921 nt
Organism: Centrocercus urophasianus (Greater sage-grouse)
Lineage: Eukaryota; Metazoa; Chordata; Aves; Galliformes; Phasianidae
Gene: DAZL
Product: deleted in azoospermia like
Exons: 11
Coding region: 1-921 (306 amino acids)
Molecular function (GO): protein binding; mRNA 3'-UTR binding
Source: RefSeq, a predicted model, not a curated record